AUGUCGAACCUCCCAGGGGCGUUCUCCAAGCGAGCAAUGGCAGGGCUGGGAGGUCUGGGCGGAGCGGCCGGGGAGGGUGGAGGGAGUUGGGGAGGAGGGGGUGGUGGAAUGGGGCUGUCUCCUGUACACGUGAACAUGGGCCUAUCGGGUCCGUCCUGGCAGCUGCUCUCCUUCCCUGAGGACAUGGCGACAGGCUCCCGCCCCUCCUCCUCCUCUCACACCCUCACCCCGCAGUCCGCCUCUCGCACUCCAUCUGCUCUGGCCCCUGGUGUGGCGGAUUUCCUGUGGGGAUCGGGCAGUUUCCGCGGUGUGCUAGACGGGCCGCCAGGGCUGUUUCACUGGGGCUCUGGUAGCAGUACCAGCAGAGGGGUGUGGAUGCCGGGGGGAGAGGGCGGAUCGGGUGGGGAGGAGGAGGGGGGAUGGGAGUGGCGGAGCGGAACGAGCGGGAGCGGCAGCGGGGGAUCGACAGGGUCGGGGUACCGAUUCGCAGUGCCGAUACAACGAGCCGUGGCGGAGACAGAUGACUACGAGGAGGGGCAGGUGUGCCCUCUGUCGCGCUCCAAUAGUGCGAAUCUUGAGUCGCUGCUGCAUGGGCUGGGCCACUCGGGGCAGUCGGGGCAGUCUGUGCCGUCGCCGUGGGAUAGUGGCGACAUGGAUGGCGUGGUGGAUGGGCCUGGAGAGGGUGCUGCUGCUGAGGAUGCUGGAGAUGAAGGGGCGGGUGAGAGUGAAGGAAUCGGGGAGGAGAGGAGGGAGGGGGAGAUUGAGGGGCCGUGUGGAGAAGGCGUGGCAGAGGAUGGGAGAGGAGUGGCAGGGAAGGUGGGUGGCGAGGGUGGGAGUGACGCGGAGGAUGAAGGGGCGGAGGGCGAGCAGGGAGGUGCAAGGAGACAGGACGUGCAGAUGGGUGGGGUUGAAAAACAAGGUGCUGUUGCUGUUGCUGGUGGAAACGAAGAUGCGCAGGAGGGUGUAGCGAGGGAGACUGGGCCCGGAGGAGGUGAAGUAGGAGUAGGAGGAGUUGGAGGAGGGGGUGAUACACCAGAAGAGGAACGUGCAGCAGCAAGCACAGGUCCGCGACCCGAUGUCGGGAGCCCAAACCAUCCAUCUGCCGAUCCUGGGGAAGGAGCAAGGUCAGGCGCAGGAGUCAGCAUCCCAUCAACCGCAUCACCCACACCCACCCAGCCCUCCCCUGUUCCAUCCCGCCAGGCCAUCCCCCAGCCUGCACCUCCUCCACCUAUGGCGCGCCCAGAGAGCCCGCCAUCGCACCAGCGCCCGCUGUCUCCUCUCAGGCACCACCAGCACCGCCUGCAGCCGUCGCUGCUGGGCCGCCGCCCUGCCUCCCCCCAUACCGCGCCCGCUGCAGUGGGCAUCGCCUCCCCUGCUGCCCCGCAGCCUCAGCUGCCCACCGCUCUGGCUGCUGCUUCUUCUUCUCCUUCCCCUGCGUCCUCUGCGGCUCCUUUGGACGAUUCUCCCGUGGUGGUGCCUCAACGCGGGGGGUUGGAUCGUGGUGGGUUUGCUACCACUGCCUCUGCCUCCUCGCCCUCCUCGCCGCACCUCGCCUCUCCUGCUUCGCCUGCUUCUCCUGCCUCCCCAGCCUCUCCAGCUGCUGCUGCCAGCAGCAGCACCCGUGGGCCUUCAGCUGCUUUUGCUCCAAGGGCAGUGGUGAACCCUUCAGCUUCACCCAUUCACUCCUGGAUUGCUGCUACCACUUCCGGGAGCAGUGUGAGGGGGUCUGGGGGCAUGGCAGGCAUAGUGGCGCGCACAAGAAUCGGCGGCAGCAGCAGGAGAAAUGCUGCUGCUGCUGCUGCUGCUGGUGCUGCUGGUGCUGGCGGUGCCGGGAGUGUGACAGGGACUGGAGGGGCUGUAUCGCCUUUCGGGUCCUCCCCAGCAACGGAAGGUGCCAGCGAUGCAGGCACCAUGGCAGACCACGAGGAUGCGGAUGUUCUGCUCACAGCACGGAGAAGUGUAGGGCUGACGUGCUGCGUCCGGCCUCAUCCUUCCUGGAUCCGCCCUCCUCCCCUCCCCCACGCUACCUGCGCCAAGAUUCUGUGCUGCGCUUCCCCAAGCCUGCGGUCAGGGCUCGUGCUGACAAUGUCGGCCACAGAGAGAGCCAAGUCGAGAGGGAAAGCUUGCCCGUCGAAUCCCUCCCCUUUUCCCUCGAGUCUGUCCCAAGCAGAUUCCACAGCCCCCCUAAUGAUCGUUGUUGGCUUGUCGUGGGUUCGCACAGACGCCAUAUCUGGCGGUCUUGGAAUCUCCAGUGGAUGUUCCGCAGCUACGCUGAUCCCGGUGACGUCACUCGGGGUGUCGUCCCCGCCACCCGCUCCGCUCGCGUCGUCGUCGCUCGACCGCCACAGGCGGCGGCAGCGGGCCGUGCUGGACUGGGGGAGCAGCGUCGCGGGAGCGGCGGCGAGCAGCAGCAUGUCGCGGCCGAUGGCGCUGGGGCUCGUGCUGCUCGUGCUCUUCCUCACGUCGCAGUCCGAAUGGCGCUCGUCGCGCUCCCACAUGGACGCCGCCGCGACCGCCGCGUCGAAGCAGAUGCGCGUGGAGAAGCACCGGGAUGGCGUGAAGGAGAAGAUUAUCAUGGAUCUCAUGGCGGAGAACAAGCGCCUGGAGGCGGAGAGGGAGCGGCUUCGGCGCGUGGUGGAGGAGAUGCAACGGCGCCUGCCGCUGGUUUCCUUCGAUCACGCUCUCGUCUCUCAGCGAUGGCUUCGCGUGGCUCGCUCCGUGCAUCCCGCCAUCGUCGCUCGAAGCAAUCGCCGCAUCUCGUCGCGACUGCUCGCGGCAGCCCUCCACUCAGCGCCGUCGCGCAAACACCCCUCCCCGUCUCCUGCGCGCUUCCCCAAUCUGCGUCAUCUUCAUGUGGGGCGCGGCGCACUCGACGCGAUCGACGCCGCGCUUCUCAACGCCAUCGCAUUCGGCUGCGGUUCCACUCUGACGCACCUCAGCAUCGUCGAGGACGCGAGCAAGCAGCAGCAGUCGCCUGCUACCCUGCCCGUUCCCACUCUGCCCGCGUCCAUCAGCAGCUUGCAGCAGCUGACGCGGCUGAGCAUGGCGCUGCCGCGCCAAGUCACCGAGUUACCACCCGAGCUGGGCACCCUGCGGUCGCUCAGGAGCCUGACGAUCGUCGCGCCGUCACUCACGGCGCUUCCCGGCACGUUCGCGGGGCUCACAUCGCUAGAAGAGCUGGAACUUGAGGAGUUGCCAGUGGAUCGUCUACCGAGCGGGCUAUGGCAGUUGAAAGCGCUGAGGAAGUUGGUCUUCAGGAUGAUGGAAGAGCUAGUUGAGCUGCCCGCUCCUCUUUCUCAGCUCUCAGCCCUCACUCACCUCCGGAUUCACUGCUGCGGCGAGUUCUGCCGCCUGCCCGAAAGUUUUGGGCAGCUGCAGCAAUUGAGGGUACUCCAGCUGUUUUCGGUGGGCCGGCUUAGUGUGCUUCCAGAAACUUUGGGCGAUCUGCCCGAACUGACCGACUUGGAGAUUCGUAACUGCCGUCUUUUAACCAUGCUGCCCAGUUCACUACCUUCCAUCGCCACCCUCCAGCGGCUCACCAUCCACGACUGUGGAGAAUUUUCCUCGCUGCCCGAGGACAUUGGGCAGCUUCUUAAUUUGGAGGAACUGGAUCUUGAGUCUCUUGAGAUAACCGCCAUUCCGAACAGCCUGGGGCGCCUCACCUCUCUGCAGAAGCUGUGGCUGUGGGACUGUUCAGGGGUUGUGCGCCUCCCACGGUCCGUAUCGUCCAUGCUCUCACUCGCCACGGUCUGUUUGAAUGGGUGCGCUUUGGGGGAACUACCAGCAGAUUUCGGUCUGCUUCAGAAUCUUCAUUCGCUGGAGCUGUCCCAUCUUCGGAAACUUCAUUCGCUGCCCAGAUCUUUCGGGCAGCUGAAAUCAUUGAAGGAAUUUAAAGUGAUAGGCUGCCCUGCACUCACUCUCCCUUCAAGUUCCACAUUCAACCUCUCGUUGCUUGAGGCUCUGCUAGUUCAAGGAGAUACACCAAUCGGAUCGUUCCCUUCCAGCUUCGGGCAGCUGCCAAACCUCCGCGAGCUCGACCUCAGCGCCGGCUGCGAAUUCGACUCCACCGGAUCCAACGCUGUGGCCAGCCUGCCCAAGCUGGAGGUGCUGAAUCUGAACAGAGGCGGCUCCAUCGGAAGAGGCCUACAGCCCGUGCCGGGCGACUUUGCUCAGCUGGCGCCCGGCCUUCGCAUUCUGGAGUUAGAGGGGCUCAGGCAGCUUGACUUCAUCCCUGCAUCGCUCACCCUUCUCACGCGCCUGCAGCGGCUGAGCAUUGCAGGCUGUGAGCAGCUGAGGGAGUUGCCAGAGGGCUUGGGCAAUCUGGUUAGUCUCACGGAGCUACAGUUGAGCUCCUGCCCCCGGCUCCACCUGUUCCCAUCGCUUCUCACCGCUCCAUCGUCUCUUGUACCGUUUCCCACCUCCUCAGCUUCCAUCACUGCUGUCCCCACCGACUCAGCUGCUCCUUCUCCUUCUCCCUCCGCAGUACCCGUUGCCACCACAGUAGAUACUUCUUCCCUUACCUCCGUCCUCGUUACCAACACUGUCCCUUCGCCUGAUUGCUCCUCCCACUCACACACCCCUCCCCCCCUCCCCUCCCUCCUCCGCCUGUCCAUCAGUGACUGCCCGUUGCUCACCGCCCUCCCCAGCGACCUCCAUCAGCUGACACGUGUCAACACGCUCCACCUUGAAAACUGCCUGAAUCUGAAACCCAUUCACCACACUGCAUCGCCCUUCGCCCCUACUGAUUCUUCCACCGCUUCACCUGCUGCAGACCCCAACCCAGCAGCACCAUCGCUGUCCUUGCCCGCGUCCCUCACCAGUCUCACCAUCUCACGAGCCUUUCACCCAGCCACGUGCUUUCCACCCUCCGUCCUCACCCUCUCACGCCUUCACACCCUCGCACUGACUCACCUGCCCGCACUCAAGCAGCUAACCGCCCCCAUGGAAGACUCUUUCAGCUGUCUCUUGAGCCUCCACACCUUGGUCCUCGACUCAUGCGACGCCUUGUCAUCCCUGCCUGCUUCCUUGCCCUCCCUGCCAAGUCUCUCAAGGCUUAUCAUCCAAAUGUGCCCGCGCCUCCCCCACUUGCCUGAGAAUCUCGGGCAGUUGAAAACUUUGGAGGAGCUGGCCGUGGUACAAUGUGAGGGAAUGACAGAAGUCCCCUCCUCCCUCACUCUGCUCACCUCUCUGAAACAGCUGAGCAUUGUCAACUGCCCCAGAGUAUCCUCCCUCCCAGAUCACCUCUCCUCCUUCUCCCGCCUCUCCUCCCUCCGUCUCAGCUGCCUGCCUUCUCUCCAACACCUCCCCUCCUCCCUCGCUCUCCUCCCCUCCCUCCGCCACCUUGACCUCCAAGGCUGUUCCAAUCUGAGCGCGCUACCGGAGGACUUGGGCAGGCAGGCUGCUCUAUGGACAGUGGAUUUGGGUCAGUGUGCGAGCUUAGAGCGUCUGCCGGUGGCCCUGUGCUCUGGCAACGUGGUAAGGAGUGGGCCGUGGGGCCCGGAUUGCAGAUAG
Molecule: messenger RNA, 5511 nt
Organism: Closterium sp. Yama58-4
Lineage: Eukaryota; Viridiplantae; Streptophyta; Zygnematophyceae; Desmidiales; Closteriaceae
Source: the annotation of a GenBank genome assembly